This is a messenger RNA of Lolium perenne, 1248 nucleotides long. RefSeq lists its product as uncharacterized. Lineage: Eukaryota; Viridiplantae; Streptophyta; Magnoliopsida; Poales; Poaceae. The record is from RefSeq and is a predicted model, not a curated record.
CAAAUGAAGGGGAGGGCCACUGUGCCACUAGUCUACAAGAACUCCCUCCUCUUCGUCCCCGCAGUCCCCGAGCCACCGCACCACCAACUGUUCAAGAACUGCGUCUGCGUGGCAAUGGAGAAAGCACCGAUCGAGUAGAUGAGGUGCAAGCGGCACCCGUACGAGUGCGGGCCCGGCGUGUGCGCGUCCUGCCUCCGGGACCGCCUGCUCGCGCUCGCCGCCGCGCUCAACGAAGCGUCCUCGCUGCCACCAACGCCGGAGCCGGUCCCGCUCUUCCCGAGGUCGGUGUCGCCGUACGUGUGCCCCCGGAAGUCCGACGCGUCCAGGCCGUGGAGCCGGCAACCGUCGAGCCGCCUCUUCUUCCGGACGCCUCAGGUGGAGCCCGCCUACGGCGGCGGGCCGGGCUUCGAGGAAGGCGACAUCGGAUUCCAGAUCAAGCGGCGUCGCCGCGGCAAGCUCUCGGCCCUCGCCGCGCUCUUCGGCCACCACCACGGAUCGGAGGGGAAGGGUGGCGUUGACAGGGAGCGGAAGCACGGAUCUUGGCUCGCGGGGAUCAUGCCGCGCGGGCGCCGGAAGAAGGAGCCGGCCGUCACCGCGUCGCCGCUCUCCCCGCGACGGCGCCCCUCCUCCCGCGCGAUCAGCAACCGGGGGCUCUCGCCGGUGAGGUGGUCCUACGAAGAGAGCGAGGAGAGCAGCUCGGUGGCGGACUCGCCGUGGCGCCCGUCGCCGAUGCGGAAGACACCCUUCCAUCGCCUCAUGGGAGGACGCGCCGGGGCCGGCGUGUCGGGCUUCGCGGUGUGCAUCAGCCCGCUCGUUCGGCCCACCCCGGGGCGGCACCACCGCGGAGGCCACCCGCCGGACGCCCCCGCCAUGUCCGGCGAGCUCCGGCCGUCGCCGCUCCACCAGCCCCCCUCCGGAUCGUCCCUCCACCACUGCCGCUCCUGGAAGCUCGCCGACGGCGGCCGCUUCCGGUGAGAUCCUCCUCCCUUAUAGUAUCAUUUUUUUAUUUGUAUUUUCCCGCGUCCCAGUUAGUUAUUCAUCCCAAAUUCUCGCAUCCAUUUUUGUUUGGGGUUUGAGCUUUUCUCCCUUUACGUGUAAAAUGGAAAACGAAUUUGGCGGCAAGCUGUUCCACUGACAUGCGGGCACCGACGCUUCCAUCGUAUACUGUCUGUCAGUGUCAGCUCAACAUGUUGCAGCACUGUAAAAAAAUGCUUCUGCUGUGUUUGUGUAUACUAAUUUAUUUAUCUA